Loa loa (African eye worm) is the source of this 1122-nucleotide messenger RNA. RefSeq lists its product as hypothetical. The record is from RefSeq and is a predicted model, not a curated record. Lineage: Eukaryota; Metazoa; Nematoda; Chromadorea; Rhabditida; Onchocercidae. Bases 1 to 1122 code for a protein of 373 amino acids. The transcript has 9 exons.
AUGGAGAAACGAAUGCAACAGCUUUCUUUGAACGAUACAUCUUCUGAUAAAAAUAAAACAAACCAAAAAGGAUUCAAUUCAAGGUCAAAAUCCGGUAAUAAAUUUUGGGAAACCAGAGCACUAAUCAAUAAACGAAUAAAUGAGUUGGAGGCGGAUUAUAUAGAAUUAAGCAAGCAAAAAAGUAGUUUAGAUUACGAUGAUGACAAUCUAACUGAUGAUUAUGUAAAAUUGAAUAUGAGAAUAAACGAUGUAAAGGAUCAACUCAUUAUUAUGGAUGAAUUAAACAAAGUUCAUUUAUCUGAUGUGAAAAAAAUUCAGCGAGCAAUGAAUAAGCAAAGAAUGAGAAAUAAAAAGAAUUUAAUCAAUCGAAUGGAAGAUUUUCAACGUUACAAAGAACUUCUAUCAUUAAUGCAAAAUUGUGAAGUAAAAGAAGCAUUUCGUAGUAAAACCAAUGGAGCUAUAAAAUUAACGGAAGACGAAUUGGACUAUUUACGUUGGCUAAAUGAAGAAUUUCAUCCAUCAAUAAAUUCCGUUGAAAAUAAUGCAAUUUGGCGCAGAAAAUUACAUGAGAGUACUUUGAAAGCAAUGGAAAUUACAACUGGCUCAAAUAAAGAAAUCUAUAAUUCUUGGACAGGUAGCGAUACGAAACGUUUAUUAGAACGAAUUAGCAAUUGUGGAUUUUUCAAGAGCCGUACAAUGUGGGUAAAUAUGGAAAUUUUUAAUCGCAUUAACGCUAGCACAUUUCUACCAUUUGGACCAUACUAUCCUCAUCCCUACUACACUUACUACUACAAUCACGAGAAUGCAUUUGAUACAGAUCAGAAAUCUAAUGCCGAGAUGACAUUAAAUGCUAACAAUGUCACAAACUGCAAUGAUCAAAGCCUAAACAAUAAUCUUGCCACUAAUUCAAAUGUUCAACAAAAUAAUUUACGAACGGAAAACAAUGGAUCAGGUGCGGAAGCAAAGAUCAAAGAAAAUUAUAAAUUCGUUAAAAGAAGCGAUAAACCGGACGAUUAUUAUCUUUGCUUUAAUUAUUAUCCUGCUCGUUUCACUUCUGAUGUAAUCAUACCGCCACCAUUGGCUCGACGACCGCCACCAGGAAUAUAUCGUUGUGAUAUUUGA